AAUAUUUAUCUAUAAAUCUCUGUGUUCCUUGUCUUUUCCAUUCUGAUACUACAGAACACUUGUAUUAAACCUAGCCCCUUGAAAUCUGUGAUCUUCUUUGUGGAGGUUUGCCAUUAAGAGAAAACUCAGAAAAAAAGCUUCUGCCCUUUUUUUGGAGCUAUUUACACCUAAGGUAAACAAGAUUCCUGAUACCAUUCUCUUACAUCCUCUUCUUUUUCUUAAUGAUUCCCUUAAAUAACCAAAAAAAUUCAUUAAAAAAAAACCAAACAACCCUUUCUCUUUGCUAUAAAUAGUUGUAAGGCUUUCUAGCUGGCAAGCUCUUUUGGUACUUAAAAUAAAAAAGUCCCAAACUUUUUAUCUCUAUUCAUUCUUGAAAUUUUGAGAGAUCUAAUUAAAACCAAACCCAUGGAAGAGUUGUAUGGUGGCUAUAACAACAACAGAAACAGUGGAAAAACACAGAAAGAUGGAGAUUUUCAAGAAGAAGAUGUAUGGGCUUAUAUGAAGGAAACAGAUUUUUCAGCUUCAUCAUCCUCAAGAAGAGUUAAAAAAAGUAGUAAUAGUACUAUUGAGUCCAUUGCUGUGCCACUACAGAAAUCAUCAACUCCUGUUAAGAUCAAUGACAAGAAAUCAAAAAGAGUUUCAAAAGAUGGUUCAUUGGUUUCUUCUGAUGGUGCAGUUUAUUAUGGAAAUAAUGUUGAGAGUAUUAAUGAAGUAGAUGAAGAAGAUGAUUAUGGAGAUGGAAUAGUUCCACCACAUGAAUAUAUAGCAAGAAGGUUAGCAAGAAAUCAGGUUGCUUCAUUUUCAAUGAUGGAAGGAGUUGGAAGAACUCUAAAGGGAAGGGACCUUAGCAAAUUAAGGAAUGCCAUUUUAACUAAGACUGGUUUCUUGGAAUAGUUAGUCAUCUUCAUUGAUAUCAUAAGUUUUAGUACCUAACUAACAAAGACUAGGUUGCACAAAUUUUUCAAAAUGUUGUCGUACCCGUGUCGGAUCCUCCAGAAAUACGUUAUUUUUGAAGGAUUAGUCGUGCACCCGAAGACAUUUUUGGAGAGUCCGAACAAUAUCGAUAUGUUUUUUUUCAUGUGUCACUACUAUUAUUUUUAGUAAGUACUAUGUAUCGUCCUCCUAAUUACUAGCUAGCUAGCCAAAGUCCACCUUCUACUAUUUUUUUCUUUUUCUUUUCUUCCUUAUCAUGUCUAAGUAUGGCCUUCCAAUUUUGAGCUCGGAGUUGCAAUUUUUGGGGGAAAAGAAUGGCAGGCUCUGGAAUUUUGUUAGGAAGGUUUAUAUGUUUUUGUA
Nicotiana attenuata is the source of this 1293-nucleotide messenger RNA. RefSeq lists its product as uncharacterized. Lineage: Eukaryota; Viridiplantae; Streptophyta; Magnoliopsida; Solanales; Solanaceae. Bases 406 to 894 code for a protein of 162 amino acids. The transcript has a single exon. The record is from RefSeq and is a predicted model, not a curated record.